AUGAGUACUCCGAACAGCACUAAAAAGCGUAGAGCGCGUGUCCAGGGCGGGUGGGCGGCGCCCACAAAUGUGCGUUCUGAUAGGGAUAAGCCGAAAGCGCCAGUGGGACCGGCCUGGCUGGGGAAAAAUGUCGAUCAACCGGUACAACGAAAGUUUGUUUAUGAAAAACCUGAAGAGGAUAACAGGGCAAUUCCUCCAGAAAAAACUAUUAGUAAGACUGGAGUGUAUGACAUAAGCUCAGAGCCAUCGGGAGUGUCAAGACUGAGGUUUUUUCCUAUCUUUAUUGACCCUGAAGAAGGAAAUGCAAUUUACGAUAUUCUGUAUCAUGAGUUACCAUGGAAACAAAGAACGGAUGUCAAAAAGACGGGGGAAUCUUUCUUGCAGCCGAGACUGACUGCGUGGUAUGGAGAUCAUCCGUAUGCAUACUCCGGUCUCACCCACCAGGAAUGUCCAGAGUGGCACCCCACCCUGACCAUGCUUAAGGAUCGUCUGGAAGAAGUAACGGGAAUCCACUUCAAUUCAAUGCUUGCAAACCUUUAUCGUGAUGGGCAUGACUCUGUGGCCUGGCAUUCAGAUGAUGAACUUUCUCUUGGACCAGAACCAACAAUCGCAUCGCUGUCUUUUGGAGAUACGAGGAACUUUGAACUCAGAAAAAAACCUCCUCCUGAGGAGAAUGGUGAUUACACAUACAUGGAACAUAUAAAAGUUCCUCUGAUGCAUGGGUCACUUCUGAUAAUGGAGGGAGCCUCACAGACAGAUUGGCAGCAUCGAGUACCGCGUGAAUACCAUGAUAAAGGUCCCAGAAUCAACUUGACAUUUAGAAUUAUAUAUCCCCAGUAGUGUAAUGCAUCCUCUCUUCUGUGACACACCUCCGUUAAAAAUUAAUAGGUGUGAUCUGAAUUUGUCUCGUAAGAUUGACGUUUUAAGAAUGUACAAUGAAAAUGCACGGAAAUUAAUUAAGUAACCAUUGUAUUUCUAUAUGAAUAUAUAUGGUAUGUAAACCUUUACCACUUUAUUGGCAUCAGACAAGGGGAUAUUUUGGUGCCCUUUCUUUUUUACAGCUGGUGUGAUUACAUGUCAUGAUACUAAACAAAGUGCUUAUGUAUAGUGAAGCCUACCUAUAUCUGUAGAAAUUCAAUAAUUUCACAAAAGUUACUGGUUAAAUUUUUAUAGAUGGGCAAUUAACUAUUAUACUGUAUUUCUUACAAUUAUAUAGCUUUACUUUCAACUGUCAGUUGAAUUUAAUCAGGUUUUGUGUAACUGGGUUUUGAUUGGUGACUGUAUAUUUUGCAUGAUUUUUGACUAGAGUAUCACGCUCUUUAUGAUGAAAGGUGUGAUAUACUUUUGACUGUAAUCUUUUAUUUGAUCCACAGUGCUGUUGUCAUUGUGAAUAAACUUAAACCUCUGUGUCUCUGGGGUGUAUCAAUAAGAUACAGUUGAACUUCAGUAUCUCGAACGUCGAUAUCUCAAAUACCAUGACUUGCACCCAUCAAUAUAUUCACUUCCUGUUUCUGGAUAUUUCUCGUUUAGAGGCCGGAGUAAAUGUGUUACAGGUUGUUUUGUUUGUUGUGUGAUUUAAUUUAAAACUACAGAAAAUUCAUAUUUGUAAAAAAAAAAGUAUUGGAAGCACAUUUACAUGACUGAGGUAUUAAAUUAUGCUAUUUAUAUUGUAGGCUUACAUGCUAUUGUCUUGCUUGUGAUGAAAAUGUCUGAGAAUUGUUUUCUUUUCUUAUUACGACUUUUAAAUGAAAUAUUUAUUACUUUGUAUACACCAGACGCUGAAUUCAUGUACGCUUCUGUAACAUAUGUUCUUCUACACAUCUGUAGCAUAAUGUGCUGUCUUAUUAUGUAAUUAGAGGUUGGUGUAUUUGUGGGAGGAGGGAUUUGUUACUUUGUAUACACCAGGCACUGAAUUCCGUGUAUUUGUGGGAGGUUCGUGUAUUUGUGGGAGGAGGGAUUUGCAGAUGAGUAAUAAAGUGUGGGCAUUUGU
Ostrea edulis (European flat oyster) is the source of this 1990-nucleotide messenger RNA. Its product is annotated as alpha-ketoglutarate-dependent dioxygenase alkB homolog 3-like. Gene Ontology annotation, molecular function: dioxygenase activity. The record is from RefSeq and is a predicted model, not a curated record. Lineage: Eukaryota; Metazoa; Mollusca; Bivalvia; Ostreida; Ostreidae. Bases 1 to 840 code for a protein of 279 amino acids. The transcript has 7 exons. Gene Ontology annotation, biological process: DNA alkylation repair; DNA repair. Gene Ontology annotation, cellular component: nucleus.